AUGAUGGUGAUAACAAAAGCUAUUCGCUCAGCGGCCGCGCAGGCAAUACAGAGGCGCAUCCGUUCUUCAGUAGCACCUUCGGUGUCUGAAAAAUCUGACCCUUGGAUCUUUCUGUGUUACCCUCUUGUUCUUGUUUUCUUCUCCUCCAGGAGGUAUGUUGCUGGAGGACAGUGUAAGUCAACGGCUAAACUAGAUGGGAAGGUGGUAAUAAUCACAGGAGCCAACACAGGCAUUGGGAAGGAGACAGCCAGAGACCUUGCACGAAGAGGUGCCAGGGUGAUUCUUGCCUGCAGAGACAUAGCCAAGGGAGAAGCUGCAGCAAAUGAAAUCCGUGCUGAAACAGGGAACCAGCAGGUCAUUGUGAAAAAACUGGACUUGGCUGAUACAAAGUCCAUCCGGGAGUUUGCUGAUAAUGUUCUAGCAGAGGAGAAGGAACUCCAUAUCCUUAUUAACAAUGCUGGAGUGAUGCUUUGCCCUUACUCCAAGACAGCUGAUGGCUUUGAGAUGCACCUGGGAGUCAAUCACCUCGGUCACUUUCUCUUGACCUUCCUCUUGCUGGAGCGUCUCAAGCAGUCUGCCCCAGCCCGUAUAGUGAACGUGUCCUCCCUGGCUCAUCACGGGGGCCGCAUCCGCUUCCAUGACCUUCAUGGAGAGAAGAGCUACAACCGCGGCCUUGCCUACUGCCACAGCAAGCUGGCUAACGUGCUCUUCACGCGGGAGCUGGCGAGGCGCCUGCAAGGUACUAAAGUCACAGCAAACUCUCUGCACCCUGGCUCUGUCUGUUCCGAGCUGGUGCGGCACUCCUUCCUAAUGACGUGGCUCUGGAAGGCGUUCUCCUUCUUCCUGAAGACUCCCCGCGAAGGGGCACAGACCAGUGUGUACUGUGCAGUGGCAGAGGAGCUAGACUCGGUGACAGGACAGUAUUUCAGCGAUUGCCAGCCAGCAUAUGUAUCUCCCCGAGGUCGGGAUGAUGAGACAGCAAAGCAGCUCUGGAGUGUGAGCUGUGAGCUCCUAGGCAUCCAGUGGGACUGAGCAGUGCAGGGCUCAAGCAUGUAUAUGCCUGACUGUGGUGAUGCUUCUCUUCCUGGGAGGAACACUGCUGAGAGACCCCAAGACAAGAACUUUGGCCCUUCCACAUGCCCUGAUGGUUCCAUGGACACAACUGAGUAUGAAUUUCUGGAAUACUAUGCUUAAGGAGUGAGAUUAGUAAGCAGCCGGUCCCCUUUCCUAGCUGGAGACUUAAGAGCACAAAUUCAGAUAUUACUUAUAUAUACUUGACAUUCUAUAGCCAGGUGCUAAUUGUGCUCCAGCUCUAGA
Molecule: messenger RNA, 1317 nt
Organism: Tinamus guttatus (white-throated tinamou)
Lineage: Eukaryota; Metazoa; Chordata; Aves; Tinamiformes; Tinamidae
Source: RefSeq, a predicted model, not a curated record